Messenger RNA from Hermetia illucens (black soldier fly), 1871 nucleotides. RefSeq names its product melanization protease 1-like. Gene Ontology annotation, molecular function: serine-type endopeptidase activity. Lineage: Eukaryota; Metazoa; Arthropoda; Insecta; Diptera; Stratiomyidae. Gene Ontology annotation, biological process: proteolysis. The coding region runs from base 164 to 1309 and encodes 381 amino acids. The record is from RefSeq and is a predicted model, not a curated record. The transcript has 6 exons.
UUUUUCGCACAUUUUGAUUCUAGACGUUGUGGAGUUGAGUGCGAAAACCAACUGAGUUUAACAGAAGUGAUCGAGUGCGUGGAAGCGUGAGAUCCAGUCUGACAUUCAACUCGAUUAGUUACUAAUAAUAUCAGUUCGUUUUUGUAUCAAUUUAUAAGCUUAGAUGCGAGUCAUGAAUUCAUUCAUUCCUAUUUUACUUGGAGUGUUUGUGUGUGCUUCAGUGUCACAAGCCCAAAGCGCGUGUAGAACACCGGUCCGCGAAGCUGGAAAAUGUGUUCCUAUAACAGAGUGCUCUCUUCACAUGGAUAUUUUAAAGAACUCACCAAAACCUCUCCCAUCAGAUAGAAGGAAGUACAUAAUGGAUAGCUACUGUGACGUUAGAAACAACGUGUAUAUUGUAUGCUGCGCCGCAAGGCACAGAAUAUCAAAUGGUGGUGGUGGAACUACAACAUCAGUUAUAAUGGACCCAGACGAUGGCAGUACCGAUUAUAGCCGACAUCCCUCUGCACGCCUAUUAUCAGAAUCGAAUUGUGGAAAAAUUCCAGAUGAUAGAAUAUCCUUCGGCAAUGAUACAGCUUUAGCGGAGUUUCCCUGGGUUGUUCAACUGCAAUAUGAUACAUCCGAAGGAUUGCAGGCUCGCUGCGGUGGAACACUCAUAAGCAAAAGAUACGUUUUAACUGCAGCGCAUUGUGUUACUAGGAUCAGAGAUCCAGUGGUCUCGGUGCGGCUGGGAGAACACGAUACUAGCAAAGAUCCAGAUUGCGAUGAAAUUGAAUGCAUGCCACCAGUUCAGGAUAUCCCUAUCGAAGAAAUAAAAUUCCACCCCCAAUUCAACCAGCCCCGCUUUAGUAACGACAUUGCAGUUCUCCGCCUGCGCUAUGAUGCUGAUCUAACAAGAGAUAGUAUUCAUCCAAUCUGUCUUCCAAUUACAAAAGAUCUACAGAAUACCCCUCUCAAUCGCGUGGUGAUAGCUGGUUGGGGGUUAACAGAAGAGAGAAAGGCGGCAGUCAUCAUGCAAAAAGCAACCAUCGCCAUUGUUCCAAACGAAGAUUGCCAAAUGCUAUAUAAAAGGACUACACAAAUUACAGGAGCUCAGUUAUGUGCUGGUGGUGAAAAAGGAGUGGACAGCUGCAAAGGAGAUUCAGGCGGUCCAUUGUUUUUCACAGGUUCUGUAAAAGGAAUCAGAUAUGUUCAAUAUGGAGUGGUAUCGGCUGGUAUUGGUGAAUGUGGGGACAUAGAAUCAAUUCCUGGGGUCUACGCUCGUGUUUCGUUUUACAUGAAAUGGAUAUUAGAUCAAAUGAGACCCUAACUCACACACGCAUUGAUUGCCUUCAUCCUUGCCAUACCCUUCUGCGCCACAUUUUAGUAUUUACAUAUAUUUAAAAUAUAUUACAUAAUAAAUAAUAAUAAAAUAUACACACAUAGAAAUAUACUUUAAAUAAAUAAACAUGUAUUUAUUUUAUUUGGUUAAGUAUUAAAUAUUUUUAUAUAGCUUGUUUUGCUACCGAAAAAUUGUACGAAUGCAUAGUCAUGUAAUAAAAAUGUUGACUGUUUUUUUUAUAAAAAUCGUUAAUCGUCAUUUUUUAGAAAAAAAUUUUCGUAAAAAUUUAUUUGGGUUCUAAGUUAAUUUUUAUUAUAAAAAAAAUUCUUCACUAUUGCUCUUGUGAGAAGUUAUCUUAAAAAGGUCAAAAUUUAGAAAUUAUCUUAAAGAACUUAAAUUCGAUAUCAUUUGUAUCAUGUUCGAUGGAUCAGCGUAUUAACAUAAAGUACUUCAUAACACAAUUCAAGCACUUGAAUAAUCGUCGGUUCCACUUCACCAUCUGCCUUUAGACUUUUAGGAUGUCAUAUAACAAUUAAUGCUGAUCAAUCAA